Messenger RNA from Strigops habroptila (Kakapo), 5427 nucleotides. RefSeq names its product testis specific 10 (gene TSGA10). The record is from RefSeq and is a predicted model, not a curated record. NCBI's taxonomy places the organism in Eukaryota, Metazoa, Chordata, Aves, Psittaciformes, Psittacidae. The transcript is spliced from 18 exons. The coding region runs from base 31 to 2385 and encodes 784 amino acids.
GGGUGCUGCAGGUGGCCCCUGGCAGCCGCCAUGAGCGCCCGGCGCUCCCCGGGGCCCCGGCGGGGGAGAGCGGAGAGUCGCCGCAAGAUUGAAGAUCUGAAGAAGAUAAACUAUGAGCUAAGGCAACAUGUCAUACAACUUCUUAAUAAGAAGCAAGUGGUGGGAAGUCAAGUGGAUAGGUUCACCAGUAAAAAUGAUCACCUGUGUGAAGAACUGGCUGUAAUUGGCAAACUAUCUGAGCAGCUGGAGAAAGAAUUGCUAUUGAACACUGCUGAUAAGGAGCUUAAGGAAGCAAAGAUUCAAAUUCAAAACCAGCAGAAGACAAUAAAGAAGCUGGAACACUCAGUGAAAACACUCAAAUCUGUUGUUUUACAAACAGAAGCUGAAAUGAAGCAAGGGAGGUCACCUUCAAAGCUUGAUGCCUUUAUUAAGACGUUGGAAGAGGACAGAGACUACUAUAAAAGUGAGACUGAGAAUUUGCUGAAGAUAUUUAGAAACACAUUUGCAAGUCCUAAGCGAACCAAUACUUGCGGCAGCAUGCUAAAAAAAAUUUCAUCCAUCCAGGGAGUGACUUUUGCUCCAGACGUUUUGAAAAUAUUGAGAGAACGUGAAGACCUUAAGUCAACACAGAAAAAAUAUGAGCGCCAUGUAGCAGAAAUUCAGGGUAACCUCAACGUUUUAACAGCUGAGAGAGACAAAAUGGUCAAUCUUUAUGAACGGGCACAGCAAGAGAUUUCCCGACUUCGUCAGGAAGUUAUCAAGUGCCCAGGGAGUCCUAAAGCUACUGUGACAGCUCAAGCUAUGUUAAGACAAGUGGAGAUGGAAAGGGAUACAGUACUGUCAGAUUUUCGAAGGAUGACUACAGAACGUGAUAGCCUCAGGGAGCAGUUAAAGAUUUCCCAAGAGACUGUAUUUAAUGAAAAGGCUCGUUUGGAACAGCGGAUUGAAGAGCUAGAAGCUACUAUUCAAAAUUUAGAGAGUGAACGGUUAGAACAGGUGUCCAAAGUGACGCUAAUGAAAGACACCAUUGAUUCUCUGGAAACUGAGAUUAAAAGAUUGGCAAGAAAAGCACUGAACUCUGAAACUGAGCUGAGCCGACGGGAAGCUGAAUAUGUUUCACUUAAUUUAUUAAAUGAAAAGACAGAACAGAGUCUUUCAGAGGCUCAGCAAAGCCUUGUUAAGAAAAAAUAUGAACUACAAGUUGCUCAAGAGAAAAUUACACUUCUGGAUGAAAAAAUUGAUAACUUUUCAAGACAAAGUCUUGUACAACAAGAGGAGAUAUGUGCUUUGAAGGGAACAGUUGCGCAACUCAAUAAAGAGAAGGCAUCUUUGCAAGGCUGUGUGGAAGAAGGAAGAAAAAUGAUUGCUACUUUUGAGGAAAGCCUGGCAACUAAAGAGAAAAUAAUUACAGAUUUCAAGAUUCUGAUUUCUGAGUUGGAGCGUUCCAUAAAAAAAUCUUCUGAAGCACUCUAUAUCUGUGAGAAAGAUAUCACCACUUUGGAUCAACAGCUACAAGAAACCACCAAAGAACUUGUGCAGGCUAACAAGAACAGAGAAUCAUUAGCUCAGGAGAAUGACAGGUUACAAGAGCAUCUUUCUAAUAUUAAGCAAGAAAAUCAGGUAUUAUAUAAAAAGCUAGCAAAGUACCAAAAUGAGCUUGAUGAUACGAAGUUGAAAGCCCAGGAUUUAAACAUAGAUGUUGUCAGGCUGAAGGAUGUACUGAAGUCUAAAGAGAGAGAGAACUGUGAGCUUUUGGAGAAGUACCACAAAGCCCGUGAACAAGGACAAAGUUGGGAAGCAAAAUGCCGUCAAGCGGAAGCAGAUUGUAGCUCUGUUAGACUGGUACUGAUGAGUGCAGAGUCUGAGAACUGCAGGUUAAAGCAGAAAGCGGAGUCCCUUGAAAGAGUGAUUGAGCAACUGCAGAGCAAGUGGGAGUCAUCCCAUUCUGAAAUAGAGCUCCUGAGAAAACAACUGGGAAAUGAAAGAGCAGCUAUGAAAAACCUGGAAUCUUUGCUUGUGUCCAGUCGUGAGAAAGAACUUCAGUCACAGAUAGCAAAGCAAGAAAAAGACUCUGAAAUGCAGCUGCUCAAGGAACAGCUCUCUGUAGCAGAAGAUAAAGUUGCUGCACUGAGUCGAGAUUUUACUCAGCUCCGAAAUAGAGCAGCUCAGCUAGAGUUGGAACUGGAUAUGACCAAAAGACAGCUGGGGACUGAGCGCACUGAAAGGGAGCGUGUUGUAAAGGAGCUUCAACGUCGGAAUCGUAUGAUCUCAUAUCAGUUAAGCUCUACAUUAAGAACAUCAUCACCUGAACAUUCCCGUCAGCCAUUUCCUGAUUGGUCUCCAGACUGCUCCCUGGAAGGGAAUUCUUGUUUCAAGGACUUAUAAUGUUAUAUUCACGAUGGCUUGUGAAGACUCUGCACACCAUCUGGAGAGUUAAAGUUGGAUGCUCAUUUAAUUAAUCAUUUUUCCCUCCUGAAUGCUAAAUUUCAUUAAAUCUCAUUCACAAAUGCUUGCACAGGUUUUUCAUCACUCUUAAUGUUGUUCAUCAGAAAGAAAACAGUUCAGAUAGCUUCCUCUCCCACCACUCUCCCAGCUCUUGUAUUACCACGUGAAUGCCCCAUGUCAGUAAUCAGAAAGAAAAAGCCCCACAAGUUCCAUUGACUUUACUGACAGCGUGUUUUUAUUUUAAAAGUGUGUGUAAUUUUAAAAGGUUAUUGAUAUAGCUGAAAAAAGGGGAAAGAAAAUAACAACAUGAAACUUUAUUGGGGAGAAAAAGUGUCUAUAUUCAGGUGUUAUGAUUUGGGUGUAUUUGUGCUGAACUACGUGAGUAUUACACUUGAGAGAAUGCUGUGCCAUCUCAAGAUAGGAAGAGUUUGGGGAUUUCUUUCCUCUCUUCAAACCUGACUUAUUCAUCUGGAUAAAUAAGAUAGCAAUGCCAGCAAAUACCAGUGUUUAAAUACCCAUGUAUGAAGAGAUGUAUUUUGUUGUACUGGAGGUGUGUUCAACUUCUAAGAAUUUUAUUAAAACUGUACAAAGUUUCUACUUAGAGUUCUUUAAUAUGAGUGAGUACUGAUUGGUGACAGUUAUUGGCACUUUAACUCGCUCAGAAUUUCCGCACUUUGUUAUGUCAUAACGUUUGUCUGUGUUCUAUGUUCUCACCUUUUAAAUGCAAGAGAAAAUGUAAAAUUCUCUCCUACAAAUCAUCUGGGAAAUCUGUGCUUCAGUAUUUGGAAAUAGAGAAGUAAUUCCUGUUUAAUUCAUGUAAAUUAUUCAUUUUUUUAAUAGAUUCGUCCUUCUCGCUAUCUUCAUAAAAGGUCUCCAGUUUAUUUUUUAAAAGCAAAAGCAUGUUGGUUGCAGUAAUGGUUUAAAUGUAUAUCUUGCACCUAUGUUCCUUCGUAUGAAUUUGGUUUGUGAUAACCUAACCGCUAAAUAUUAACCUAUUUUGAGUAAUGAUUGAAGACAGCAUAACCCAUAUGAAUGCCUCUAACUGCCUUUUAAAACCUGUUGAUAUGAGCUGUUGAUAUGAUUCUAUGCUGCUUUUUAGGAGCAGGUAGCUUUAAAAAGCCUAUAAAAGUAUUUUGAUUAAUAAUGUAAAAAAAUAUAAUAUAUAUAAAUAUAUGCCUGAACUAUACAUUUCAGGAUUAUCUUCCAUAAGAGAAACAGUAGUUUUCAGCACAGGUCACUUGAUUUUAAUUUGUAGGUUAGAAUUCUUCAUUCCUUAUUUGGCGGACAACCACAGAGGUCAUUCUGGCAAUCACCAGUGUUAAUGGGACUACUUGCAAGUAAUAAAGACUGUAGGAUCAGACAUGAUGAUAUUGACCGUUUCCACAUUAUGCAGUUAUUAAAAGGAAUAUUGUACACUUUUCCCAGAUGAGAGAUGAUCAUCUCAUCAUCCCAGAAGAUGAAAAAGCAGUUUAUUGUUUUGCAAUCAUAUUGCCAUAUCGAUUUUUUCUUUUUUUAGAAGAUGAUCACAAAAAGCUUGAGAUGUGAUCUUAGUCUAUAAAACUAAUACCCUAUCAUUUAGAAGAUGAGAAGAUAUUAGAUAAACAUAAAAUAGAUCAAACUGAGUUGUUUUGGGGCGUGGAUAUACUGUGCAGAAGCCCACGUCCUAAGAUGUAAUUAAUUCCUUAGUUGCAACAAUGAUGGCUUUUUCAUAUAAGAUCAUAAAGAAGUCAGUAACGAGGUGCUGCCCUACGAAGUAAAAGUGCAGGAUUCUUCAGCAAUUUGGACUUUAAAAUUCUUAAGUAGAGAGGAUUAAGGGCAAAUGAGGUUAUAAAUACCAAGAUGUAAUAAACUUGCUUUUUGCAGAGUACUCCAGUAAAGUAAUAGCCUUUAUUAUCAGGGUUAGCCUUUCCCUAGAAAAUGUUACGGAAAUAAAAGCUUUGUUUUUCUGCAGGCAAAUUGCAAAGCAAUCAUUAGGCUAUGGAUGGGGCCAAAGGAAUUUUUUUCAGUGGUGGUGUGAUGUAGAUUUCAAGUGACUUCUGACAGCAACUAAUUGUUAUGUAAUUACAUAUUGUUAAGAAAAACAAUCAUUCAAGUGAGUAUAUUCAGAGAGCAAUAUUGCUGUAGUGGCAGCCUCCUACAUUUGAAUAUACUCAAAUAUACCAAAUGUGUUACACACUUUGUGAUAGUAUCUCUUUCCUUGUAAUGUGGGUUACUUGUGGUAGGGUGAUUUUCUUGUUGCUUUAUUACAGUAUUCUGGUUGGAAAGAAACAUACACCAGAAAUCUGUUUAUCAUCUGUUUUACAUUUGUGACACUUACUUGCAACUGUGAACAACGUAAUACUUGAUUUUUAUACAUGUUUAUACAUGUUUUAAAGUUGUCUUUUACCACAAUAUUUUUACAUAGGCAAACCUGAAAAUGCAACUUGUGGUUUCUUAUCAAGUAAGAGCAUGUUAAAUUUUUUCUCAGCUACUUUGUGAUGAUCUAAAAUUAUCCAUUUUGCAUAACAAAGAAUUCUACCAUACUUUUCAAAGUAUUCAUACUCUUCUGCAGCAAUAUUUUCUUAAUUUCUAGCCACUGUUUUUGGACUUGUUUCUAACUGACUUCGCUUCUCCAUGGCAAUGGAAAUUGGCACCAUUACUCAGUAGAAAGUAUUUUACUUGAGCAUAAGAGGUUUACAGGGUUUGUAGAAGAAUUCAGUGCCUCUGGUGCCCUCCCUCCUCAGUCUCUUCUCCACACUAGAAGAAACAGGAGCUACUAUGUCUGUGUACAGAACAGUAUCUCCAUCAUCAGUAUGGUUUCAGCAAGGAGGAAGAAUUCAUUGUGCAUUGCUGUCGAAGUAUUUCACUGCUUUUUGUAAAAUCUAUGCAAACAACCUUUCAGCAGCAUUUGUAUCUAUGUGAUUUAUCCUACUGUUUCCAAUCAAAGAAAAUUGGAUUGUAUUUUUUUCCUUUCAGUCACUAAUAAAGCUCGAACUUCAGCAA